GACUCAAUAAUGACACAUUGACAUUAAGUGUUGUGUUCAAAAGUGAAUAUUCGGAACUAAAUUGUGACUAAUGAGUUUACUGGUGUCGCAAUGAGUUUUCUGUCGUCGUUGAGCCAAUAUGUGGCGGGCGUGGCCGACAGCGUGGCCGGCCUGGCCCUCUCUCCGCGCCGGGUACCUCCGUCGCGGCAUAGAUCCGCUGAAGAAUCUCAGCAACAACCGCAAUCCUCAGCAGCAACUAUGAGAGGCUUUCCACGGGUUCUCCCAACUGAGGGUGCAUCAGCUCUAAACGCAAGACGUCGGACCUUAGACUGUCUGGCACCAGCCACACCCCCACGCCGUGGAGGUUCCCUGCGUGUCCCCCGAAAUCUACCUCCAGAGAAGCCCACGAUGGCAUUUUGCAAACGUCGACUGUCAUGGCCGGAAGUUGAUAACACGGUUAACUCUGGGGUUCAAGAUACAGAUGGUUCAUAUUUUGAAAGCUUCACUGCUCUGUCUUGGCGUCAAGAGAACAGGCGGCUUGCUGCCUUACGACUGGCUGAGGCGCGCGCAGAACGUCCACCACCAGCUCCGCAAGAUCUUGGUCUACCGAGUGUUUCUGCUCAACUGUCACAUAAAGAACAUGAACAUCUAUAUACUGAGGUACUUUACUGCAUAGAAAAUGCUGUAGGGGCACCAGCGCCCGAUGGACAGUUUGCGGCUUAUAAGGAAGAGGUGAUCGAGUACGCCCGCCGGGCUUUCAAAGUGUCUCCAGAAGUACACGCCAGGGCUUUGCGCGCUGCAGGGAGCGAACGCCCGCCUACUGUAGUGUUGGGCUGCGCUGUAAUGGAAGCAGAUGGACUUGAAGCUAAGGACGCUAAUGGGUUUAGCGAUCCGUAUUGCAUGUUGGGUAUCCAACCGGCGUCACUGCCCGCUUCCCCGAGGGCUUCAGAGGACGAGGGUCGCAAACACGGCUUCCGCUUGAGUUUCAAACGUCGCGACGGACGUCAACAGCGCGACAGUUUGGGCAGGCUGCCAGCCCGAUACAUUCGCGCCACAAGUGUGCGGCCUCACACCCUGUCGCCUAAAUGGAAUGAGACGUUCAAAUUUGACAUUGACGAUAUAUCAUCGGAUGUGCUACACCUAGACAUAUGGGAUCACGAUGAUGAGAGCUCCGUGCUAGACGCGGUAUCACGCUUGAAUGAGGUUCGAGGCGUCCGUGGCCUGGGACGUUUCUUUAAGCAAGUGUGCCAAAGCGCUCGCCAAGGGAGCCAGGAUGACUUUCUUGGAUGUGUCAACAUUCCGCUACGAGAAAUCCCGUCUACUGGAGUGGAGGCGUGGUACAAGCUAGAUGCCCGCUCACAGCGCUCAUCCGUGCAAGGCCGGAUUCGACUCCGACUCUGGCUAUCUGCUCGUGAAGCCGGAAGACAUGAUGACGACAAUUGGCAGCAAGUACGCCAACACGAACGCCUCUUUGGUGUCCUUCUAGCGCAUGAGGUGGAGACAGCUUCUAACGUUACAAAUGAGGGUGCUGAAAGCGACAGUCACACUUGGGAGGGUGACCUAUGCGGCGCAGCUCAAACCUUGCUGCAUCAACACGCCGUGCAAGGCGACUUGAGCUCGCUGCAAGCUGCUAUCGCACGAUUUGCCGCUGCUUGCCGACUAAACAGCGAGGCGCCAUUGGAUCCAAAGUACAUGUUCAAACUGCUUAAUGAGCUAGAGCGAGCCUGGUGUGCGAGCGAGGCUCUAGUGGGGGGCGGUAGUGGCGACGCGGGCGCAUGUGCCUCACGCGACGAGGAGCGCUGGCUCGCCGACUGCUUCGGCGAGUUUGUGGAGCGAGCUCUGCACCAAUUGAGACUCCAUAGGGACUUGUACCCAGUCCUUCAUCACCUCAGCUUGAACAAGUUGGAAUAUCUUCUCCGAUGUUUAAAUCAACUGUCCCAGAUGAAGGCUUUCUGGAGGUGCUGUCCGUUUAGCAAGGAAAUGCGGAGUGAAAUAGUCGCAUCACUGCGAAAGGGAACUGCGGAGUGGUACGAAGCCUUGUGCGCUCAAGAUACUGAAUCGGAACGGGGAGAGGAUCUAGUCAACCUAAUCACACUUGUACAAAUUGAUCUGCAGCAAGGUCUUACAUACUACCACCCCCUGUUUGAAACGACUAACAACGUCCCAUACUUCAACGUUGUUUUUACACAGAUUGAUAAAAUGGUGUCCGAAGAUGUAAAGCAAUGUGUUGAGGUCUGGAUAUCGGAAGGUUGGUGUGGCGUAGCCGAAGAGGAUUGCUACGAUGAGCACGGGAAUGCGGUAUGCAGCGUGGUGUCAGCAAAGACAUUGCCGUUCGAGGUGCUGGCGGCAGUGCGGGAGCUAUGCACGGCGGCCUCACCCGCUCCUCUUGCGCACGCGCCGCACGCGCCGCACGCGCCCCACGACCCGCCGCCGCAGCUUCUAGAAGCUUACCAAUGGUUCGAACCGCUGAUCGAUCGAUGGCUGGCGGUCACUAAAACUAUGGCGCUGCAAAGAGUUCGAGCAGCUGUUGAACUUGAUCGGCCCGUAGACGGAGAACAUAUCGUAAAACAUAGCACAUCUUCAGUCGAUACGGUGGCUUGUCUGUACCAUAUGAGGCUUGUAUGGCGAGCAAUAGGCGGAGCUGAAGAAGGAACCAUAGGAGGAAGUGUUAGACUGUUAGAAGCGGCCUGUGCGACAGCCUUACAUUAUGCCGACUUGGUGCAUGGGGCACUUGCUGAUCAGGGAUAUUAUGAAAACCAUGGACAGAAUAAAACAACAGAGGAGAUAUGCACAAUCGUGAAUAACUUGGAGUACGUGCGUCGCUCGCUUUCCGAGUACGACGAUGAACACAUUGCCAACGACGAAAACUCACGUCAGCUAGUACGCGGCGCGCUUGGCACGCUGGAGUGUCGCUCGAUGCGCGCGGCGGUGCCGCUGGCGGUAAGAGCGCGGCCGCCACUGCGCAAGGCGGUUUUCCACCUCGCCUGGUCUCCGGACUCUCUGCCCACACAGCAGGCGAUAACGCCACUCCUGGAGUUCUUGGAUCAACAUUUAUCGUCUCUGAAUACAUGGCUGUUGCCCCGAGCUUUUACAAGAUCAUUAGCGGCCUGUUGGAAUGCUGUAUUAAAGGAAGUUUCAAACCAAGCGGACUCCGGCGGUGCCGAAAAACCAAGAGUAUAUCAUCAUAGACUCAAAGAAGCACUCGAUCUUUUGGCCGAAUUCUUCCACGCCGAAGGAAAAGGUCUUCCAAUGUCAGAAGUGCACAACACAGAAUGGAAACGUCUUGAACAAAGGAUGCAAUAUCACCAGGCUCCGACUGAGGAACUGCUGGAGUUGUGGCUGGAAGACCGUCUAGCCGAACAAGCUCGUACUCCCAUGCCGUCACCAUAUGGAUCUAUUUUAAUACGGGUGUACUUCAAUCACGACUCGCUAUGCGUAGAGAUACUGUCAGCACGUGACGUGAUCCCGCUCGACCCGAACGGAUUAAGCGACCCCUUCGUUGUGAUCGAACUUCUGCCCAAGAGACUCUUCCCGAAAACACAUGAACAAACCACUAAUGUACAAAAGAAAACACUAAACCCAGUGUGGGACGAGUGUUUCGAGUUCAGCGUGUCGUUGGAAUCCUGUCGCUCGCCGCAAGCGACGCUCGCGCUGUCCGUGUGGGACCGCGACGUACUAACAGCGGACGAUUUCGCGGGUGAAGCGUUCGUGCCGCUCGCUCGCGCACCCGGCGUGCAUUCGCACGCGCCGCCCGAUCCACUGCGCCCCGUCGAGCUGCCGCUCAUGCAGCUGCACGAUCGAGGCCAUCCAAUCUUACAAAUACUGGAAUCGCGAACAACGGAUAAAUUGGCUUUGGAUUUCGUGAAAAAACAAAAGCUACGAUUCGCGGAAUAAAAUACACUUUUUCCUUAUCACACAGUUAUUUUACUAUAUAUGUCUAUGUUAAACUGUUCUUUGAUUUAUGUUUUGUUUGUGCACAACGUCCAUUCAAACAUUUCGACAAUAUAUUUAAAAUAUAUUUUAAAGAAGUUUGUCUUUUACACUAUAUAUUAAGU
Molecule: messenger RNA, 4034 nt
Organism: Zerene cesonia (dogface butterfly)
Lineage: Eukaryota; Metazoa; Arthropoda; Insecta; Lepidoptera; Pieridae
Gene: unc-13-4A
Product: BAI1-associated protein 3
Exons: 24
Coding region: 91-3873 (1260 amino acids)
Source: RefSeq, a predicted model, not a curated record